AUGCUGGUCCUUCCAAACCAAACGGUCAGCAUCUACACGAGGCUUUGGUGUGUCUACGAGGCUUUCUUGGCCAAUUCAUUGCAGAAAGACAUCCGAACGGCUCAACGGCGCCAUGAGGGGCUCUGGUGUCUUCUACUGCGAAGUGCCUUUGUGUGA
This is a messenger RNA of Durusdinium trenchii, 156 nucleotides long. The record is from the annotation of a GenBank genome assembly. NCBI's taxonomy places the organism in Eukaryota, Dinophyceae, Suessiales, Symbiodiniaceae.